Messenger RNA from Oncorhynchus keta (chum salmon), 3313 nucleotides. RefSeq lists its product as uncharacterized. The record is from RefSeq and is a predicted model, not a curated record. The coding region runs from base 1821 to 3002 and encodes 393 amino acids. Lineage: Eukaryota; Metazoa; Chordata; Actinopteri; Salmoniformes; Salmonidae. The transcript is spliced from 2 exons.
UGGUGUAUAUACAGCAGACACUGUUACCCAUGCUGGGGUGGUGUAUAUAUAGCAGACACUGUUACCCAUGCUGGGGUGGUGUAUAUACAGCAGACACUGUUACCCAUGCUGGGGUGGUGUAUAUAUAGGAGCCACUGUUACCCAUGCUGGGGUGGUGUAUAUAUAGGAGCCACUGUUACCCAUGCUGGGGUGGUGUAUAUAUAGCAGACACUGUUACCCAUGCUGGGGUGGUGUAUAUAUAGCAGCCACUGUUACCCAUGCUGGGGUGGUGUAUAUAUAGCAGACACUGUUACCCAUGCUGCGGUGGUGUAUAUAUAGGAGUCACUGUUAACCUCUACACCAGCCUUGAGAUUCUGGCGCAGGUUGACGUUUAUUGUCACAAAUUGUUUCCCUGGUAGAAGAACUAAGCGAUGUCCACUAGAUAGUCUAGCUGCCAAGACAAAAUUGUCUGUCAUAAAAAUCCAUUUAAAAAAAGCUUUUUGUUCUUAAGUUAAGGUUAGGUUUAGGCAUUAGGGCUAACAGUGUGGUUAAGGUUAGGGUUAGACAUUAGGCUAACAGUGUGGUUAAGGUUAGGGUUAGGCAUUAGGUCUAACAGUGUGGUUGGGGUUAGUCAUUAGUGCCAACAGUGUGGUUAAGGUUUAAAAUUCAAUUUUUUGACUUUGUUGCUGUGACAGCUAGUGACCAUUCUUCAGAGCUGCCUCCAGGGCAAGACUCAUGACAAUAAAUGACAAUCUGCCCAUCUGGCACUCGAGGCAGGCUAGAAUAAACACUUAAAAUAUUUGAAAGAUUUCAAAUAGAAUGUAAACCCAGGUCUGGUGGUGCAGUGUGUAGCCUGCAUCGAAGGUUGUAGAGCAACCCUAACUUGGGUUGUGCCGUGGGGGAGAUCUUUGUGGGCUAUACUUGGUCUUGUCUCAGGAUGGUAAGUCGGUGGUUGAAGAUAUCCCUCUAGUGGUGUGGGGGCUGUGCUUUGGCAAAGUGGGUGGGGUUAUAUCCUUCCUGUUUGGCCCUGUCUGGGGGUAUCAUCGGAUGGGGCCACAGUGUCUCCUGACCCCUCCUGUCUCAGCCUCCAGUAUAUAUGCUGCAGUAGUUUAUGUGUCGGGGGGCUAGGGUCAGUUUGUUAUAUCUGGAGUACUUCUGUCUUAUCCGUUGUCCUGUGUGAAUUCAAGUAUGCUCUCUCUAAUUCUCUCUUUCUCUCCGAGGACCUGAGCCCUAGGACCAUGCCUCAGGACUGCCUGGCCUGAUGACUCCUUGCAGUCCCCAGUCCACCUGACCGUGCUGCUGCUCCAGUUUCAACUGUUCUGCCUGCGGCUUUGGAAUCCUGACCUGUUCACCGGACGUGCUACCUGUCCCAGACCUACUGUUUUCAACUCUCUAGAGACAGCAGGAGCGGUAGAGAUACUCUUAAUGGUCGGCUAUGAAAAGCCAACUGACAUUUACUCCUGAGGUGCUGACUUGCUGCACCCUCGACAACUACUGUGAUUAUUAUUAUUUGACCAUGCUGGUAAUUUAUGAACAUUUGAACAUCUUGGCCAUGUUUUGUUAUAAUCUCCACCCGGCACAGCCAGAAGAGGACUGGCCACCACUCAGAGCCUGUUUCCUCUCUAGGUUUCUUCCUAGGUUUUGGCCUUUCUAGGGAGUUUUUCCUAGCCACCGUGCAUCUACACCUGCAUUUCUUGCUGUUUGGGGUUGUAUAGGCUGUGUUUCUGUACAGCACUUUGAGAUAUCAGCUGACGUACGAAGGGCUAUAGAAAUACAUUUGAUUUGAUAUUCCUUACAUAGUGCAUUACUUAGAGGCUAUAGUGGUGUAUAUAGGGAGCUAUAUGGGAUGCACCCUGGGUCAAAUAAUCUUUAAUCCCUGCCUCCUUUCCCUGGCUUCCCCUGUUUGUCUCCCUUUCUCUGUGUUGGCUUCCCCUGUUUGUCUCCCUUUCUCUGUGUUGGCUUCCCCUGUUUGUCUCCCUUUCUCUGUGUUGGCUUCCCCUGUUUGUCUCCCUUUCUCUGUGUUGGCUUCCCUUGUUUGUCUCCCUUUCUCUGUGUUGGCUUCCCUUGUUUGUCUCCCUUUCUCUGUGUUGGCUUCCCCUGUUUGUCUCCCUUUCUCUGUGUUGGCUUCCCCUGUUUCAUUCUCCCUUUCUCUGUGUUGGCUUCCCCUGUUUGUCUCCCUUUCUCUGUGUUGGCUUCCCUUGUUUGUCUCCCCUUCUCUGUGUUGGCUUCCCCUGUUUGUCUCCCCUUCUCUGUGUUGGCUUCCCCUGUUUGUCUCCCUUUCUCUGUGUUGGCUUCCCCUGUUUCAUUCUCCCUUUCUCUGUGUUGGCUUCCCUUGUUUGUCUCCCCUUCUCUGUGUUGGCUUCCCCUGUUUGUCUCCCUUUCUCUGUGUUGGCUUCCCCUGUUUGUCUCCCUUUCUCUGUGUUGGCUUCCCCUGUUUGUCUCCCUUUUCUCUGUGUUGGCUUCCCUUGUUUGUCUCCCUUUCUCUGUGUUGGCUUCCCUUGUUUGUCUCCCCUUCUCUGUGUUGGCUUCCCUUGUUUGUCUCCCUUUCUCUGUGUUGGCUUCCCCUGUUUGUCUCCCUUUCUCUGUGUUGGCUUCCCCUGUUUGUCUCCCUUUCUCUGUGUUGGCUUCCCUUGUUUGUCUCCCUUUCUCUGUGUUGGCUUCCCUUGUUUGUCUCCCUUUCUCUGUGUUGGCUUCCCUUGUUUGUCUCCCUUUCUCUGUGUUGGCUUCCCCUGUUUGUCUCCCUUUCUCUGUGUUGGCUUCCCCUGUUUGUCUCCCUUUCUCUGUGUUGGCUUCCCUUGUUUGUCUCCCUUUCUCUGUGUUGGCUUCCCUUGUUUGUCUCCCUUUCUCUGUGUUGGCUUCCCCUGUUUGUCUCCCCUUCUCUGUGUUGGCUUCCCCUGUUUCAUUCUCCCUUUCUCUGUGUUGGCUUCCCUUGUUUGUCUCCCUUUCUCUGUGUUGGCUUCCUGUCACGCCUUGGUCAUUGUAUUUUGUGUUUUCGUUAUAUAUUUGGUCAGGCCAGGGUGUGACAUGGGUUUAUGUUAUUGUAUUUUCGUAUUGGGGUUUGUAAUAUUUGGGAUCGCGGCUGAUUAGGGGUGUUGUAUAGGCUUGGCUGCCUGAGGCGGUUCUCAAUCAGAGUCAGGUGAUUCUCGUUGUCUCUGAUUGGGAACCGUAUUUAGGUAGCCUGGUUUCGCUUUGUAUUUCGUGGGUGAUUGUUCCUGUCUCUGUGUAGUUUCACCAGAUAGGCUGUAAUUAGGUUUCACGUUCCGUUUGUUGUUUUGCAUUUUGUAAUAGUUAUUUCAUGUGUCGCUUUUUCCAAUAAAGUCAUGAGUAACUACCA